AAUCAACGUGAGCCACAAUCAAACGCACGCGAUACCUAAUUGCGUUACAACAAUAUUUAUUUAAUAACAAAUUUUAUAUUAAAAUGAUGCACCAAUUGAUCAGAGUCGCGUUCUUUUUCGUUAUCGCCAAUUUCGUUAUAAUAACCGAUAAACACAGAAUAAUUGCUGCAGAAUCAGUUACCGCCACGACGAAUGGAUAUGCAAUGAAAACGCAAGCAGUGAAUAAUUCGAUGGAAAGUGAAAUUAGAGUAGCAAGAACCCAAUUGCAAUUUGAGAACAAUGGGAAAUUCAAAUCGGCCGAUAGGCUCAGGAACGAGAAAAUGGUGCACAUCGUACAAAUAAUGGCCGCGCCAAGGCUACCGGAUAAUGGAAAUUACCUUUACGCACCAUAGAAGAAAAAGCUACCACUCACAAUAUUUAACGACAUUGUCACAGAUACUUUUAUUAUAGAAAUAUUUUAAAACAUAUCUGCAGACUCUGAAAUGGUAAAAAUUAUUAUUUAACCAUCUAGUGAAAUGAAAAGAGGCUCUCCGACUGGUUCUGAUAACUAAAUUUCUAUAGUAUAGAAUUUAUCAUCCUGUGCAAUGUCUUACUUAUUAUUACCAAGUAAUUGUGAUAUACUAAUUAGAAUUAAAAGAAAACUUAUAUAUAUAGUUAUGAA
Molecule: messenger RNA, 661 nt
Organism: Ctenocephalides felis (cat flea)
Lineage: Eukaryota; Metazoa; Arthropoda; Insecta; Siphonaptera; Pulicidae
Exons: 2
Coding region: 84-392 (102 amino acids)
Source: RefSeq, a predicted model, not a curated record